Molecule: messenger RNA, 1173 nt
Organism: Westerdykella ornata
Lineage: Eukaryota; Fungi; Ascomycota; Dothideomycetes; Pleosporales; Sporormiaceae
Exons: 3
Coding region: 132-797 (221 amino acids)
Source: RefSeq, a predicted model, not a curated record
CGCUCAUCUCCUACUGUUUUGCAUUCUCGUCCUCAGAAGCUUGAUGGGACCAUAAGAGUCCGGCAGAUUUGUCCUACUUCUCCUGUAUCUCAAUUCCCGGUGCUGAGAGGCGUCGCCCCACGGACGGCCCAAUGCCUACGACGGUAGUUUUCACGAAAUUCCAGACGGCUGGAGGGGCCGCCAGACAAAGCGUGAUUGACGAGCUCGGGAAACUGAGCGAUUACGUGAAAGAGAACGAAGGGGGCUGCAUUCGUUAUGCAGUCACGAUUCCCCGUGACCAAAACGAGGGCAAAUCCGUCUACGUGAUUGAAGAAUACACUUCGCAGGAGGCAUUGGAUGCGCACACUGGGUCCAAAGCUGUGGCAGAGACGCUGGCCUACUUUCAGGAGAAGCCCGCUCUCUUUUCGGGUCCAAUGGAGGUUGCAGUGACGGAAUCAUCGUCUGCCUUCUCCAGGAGCAAGAUAGCCGAAGCCAGCGACCCUUUCAUUGCAUAUGCCGAGAUCGGCUAUCAAGACGGGACCAUUCACGGAGCACUUGAAGGUUGGAGUGCUGUGACGAAAGAAACGCAAGAGAGAGAAUCGGAUUCGCUGGCCUACUACAUCGUCAAGGACAAAGAAAACGACGUGACCAUCAGGACAUUUGAGGUGUACAUCAGCGAGGCGUAUUGUAGAGGAGUGCAUUUCAAGAAUAAGGCGGUUUUCGAGAAUCGGGCGAAAUAUGGGGACAUUCGAACAUACUUUCGCCCCGUGUUCCUGAAGCUGGUGGCGGGAUGGUUGGGCCGGAGUGAGGAUAAAUGAGUAGCAAGACGGGGCGCGUUGAGGGAGGAGGAGAUGAUUCCCCUAAGAUAUUCAGCAUGUUGGAGUGAUAAACAAGAUGCUGCUCCAAGUGGUGUAGAUUCGAAGAAUAGUCCAGCCCUGGGGGAGAUGUGAGAGAGGAAGAGGGAGAUACGAGGCUGAGGUCAAGCCACUGUACCACAGUAUUGAUGCUGCCAAUAAUACCUUGACUCUGAUUGGAAGGUGCUGGCUGCGCCCCAACCUUACCAGCCGCACUGUGCCACGCGACGACGGUGUGGCAGCUCCAACUUGAGACGCAGUUGACUUCAAAAGAAAGGGGGGAGCUGCUGUACACAGUUCGUCGACUAAUAAAAUAUUGAGGAAAAUGCUUGGAUGACAC